AUGCAGUUCACCUACCUCGCCGUGCCGCUCUUCGCAGCUCUCGCCGCGGCUCAGUCUUCAAACUCCACCAGCCUCCCCGACCUGGUGGCACAACUUCCCACAUGCGCCCUGGACUGCUUGGAGAGUGGCGCCAAGAGUGCUAACUGCACCGUCACCGACUUCACCUGCUUGUGCGGCACUGGCAAGCAGCAGUUCAUCCAAGGAGCCGGCGUCUGCGUCCUGACCAGCUCGUGCACGAGCGAAGAGAAGAACAACGUCAGUAACCUUGCCACCGAGAUCUGCAAUGACGUGAGCGACGGCGCCUCGAGCUCAGAGAUCGCUUCGGCAUCCGCCGUCGCCACAUCCAUCCUCGCUUCGGCGACGUCGACGACGGGCUCCAAUGCCGCUGCUGCUACUGCCGUGGGAUACGGACUGAUGGGCGGCGCGGCGGCACUGGCUGCCUUCGCGCUCUAG
Truncatella angustata is the source of this 453-nucleotide messenger RNA. RefSeq lists its product as uncharacterized. The coding region runs from base 1 to 453 and encodes 150 amino acids. The transcript is spliced from 2 exons. The record is from RefSeq and is a predicted model, not a curated record. NCBI's taxonomy places the organism in Eukaryota, Fungi, Ascomycota, Sordariomycetes, Amphisphaeriales, Sporocadaceae.